GGCAGCCAGGCUUCUGCCCGGGCAAGCGGAGGGCGGCGGCCGCAGCGACAGCAGCAGCCGGUGAGCGGAGAGCCCGGCGCCCGGCGUGGGGAGCGCCAUUUACCAAAGAGCCGGAGAGUAGGCGCGCUAGCCAAGCGCCGACGCCCGCUUUACUCCGACGCCGCUUCUGGGUCGCGAGCCACGCUUGGAGGAGGUCUGGAAAAGAGACGGACAGCUCCUCUCCCAAGGCAGGCGGGCGGAAGCGACCGCUAGGCAAGGCGCGCCGCUGGGACGUCGAGGGGCGCAUCGGGCAUCGCCAGGACUCGGAUCGCACCUGCUCAGGGCGCCCCCUCUCCCCAGUCGAUGAGCCUCUUGGGGGCCCGGGAACCCCGUUUGGAUUAACUGGUUCCCCUCCCUCUCUUUUUCCCGUCUUUCUUUCUCCCCAUCCCCUUUUUUUGGGUUCUCCGGGAACUGUCCGACGCCUGGCCACCUUCCUCGACUUCUCCUGGGACUAUUACCUCACCUCACCUCGCCACCGACCUCAGGACUGUAGUACGGAGAUCAAGGCAGCAACGAUGCCUGACUCACCGGCCGACGUGAAGACGCAGUCCCGAUCCACGCCCCCCAACAUGCCACCGCCGUCACCAGCCGUCACGCAGGGAGCAAUGCGACACCCCACCUUCACACCAAACCCUAAUCGUGAAGCUGGGCCGCCGAUGUUUCUGCCCCGCGGCCGUUUUCAUGGUUGCUUGAAAUGGUCCAUGGUGUGUCUCUUAAUGAAUGGAAGCAGCCACUCCCCGACGGCGAUUAACGGUGCGCCCUCCACCCCCAAUGGCUUCAGCAAUGGGCCUGCGACUUCCUCCACGGCCUCGCUGUCCAACCACCAACUCCCUCCGGCCUGCGGGGCACGCCAGCUGAGCAAACUGAAGCGCUUCCUGACCACGCUGCAGCAGUUCGGCAACGACAUCUCGCCGGAGAUCGGGGAGCGCGUUCGUGCCCUGGUGCUGGGCCUCGUGAAUUCCACGCUGACCAUUGAGGAAUUCCACUCCAAGCUCCAGGAGGCCACAAACUUCCCUCUGCGUCCUUUCGUCAUCCCAUUCUUGAAGGCCAACUUGCCUUUGCUGCAGCGUGAGCUCCUCCACUGCGCCCGCAUGGCCAAGCAGACGCCUGCACAAUACCUGGCGCAGCACGAGCAGCUCCUCCUGGACGCCAACGCCUCCUCCCCCAUCGACUCCUCAGAGCUGCUCUUGGAGGUCAACGAGGGGGGCAAAAGAAGGACACCAGACAGGACCAAAGACAAUGGCUUGGACCGUGACCCUCUGCACCCAGAACACCUCACCAAAAGGCCAUGCACGAUGAGCCCUGCCCAGCGCUACAGUCCCAGCAAUGGGAUCAGCCACCAGCCCAAUGGGCUGCCCCACCCCACGCCUCCCCCUCCCCAGCACUACCGCCUCGAGGACAUGGCCAUAGCACACCACUACCGGGACGCCUACCGGCACCCUGACCCUCGGGAGCUGAGGGAACGCCACCGGCAAGCUGCUGUGCACAGUUCCCGGCAGGAGGAAGUCAUCGACCACAGGCUAACGGACAGAGAGUGGGCCGAGGAGUGGAAGCACCUCAACAAUCAGCUGCUGAAUUGCAUCAUGGACAUGGUGGAGAAGACCCGCCGCUCGCUCACCGUGCUUCGCCGCUGCCAGGAAGCUGACCGCGAGGAGCUGAACCACUGGAUCCGUCGCUACAGCGACGCCGAGGACAUGAAGAAGGGGCCCAGCCCUGCCACACGACCUCACAAUAGCACUGCCAACACCGAGGCAUCCCCUCUAGAUGCUCACCGCGAGUUUGUAUCCAGGCCCCUGUCUGGCUACAUGCCGGAGGAAAUCUGGAGGAAAGCUGAAGAAGCUGUGAACGAGGUGAAGCGGCAGGCCAUGUCCGAGCUCCAGAAGGCCGUGUCUGAUGCGGAGAGGAAAGCCCACGAGCUGAUCACGACGGAGCGAGCCAAGAUGGAGCGAGCCCUGGCAGAAGCCAAGCGCCAGGCCUCCGAGGAUGCGCUGACUGUCAUUAACCAGCAGGAGGACUCCAGUGAGAGCUGUUGGAACUGCGGGCGCAAGGCAAGCGAGACCUGCAGCGGAUGCAACACGGCGCGCUACUGCGGCUCCUUCUGCCAGCACAAAGAUUGGGAGAAGCAUCACCACGUGUGUGGGCAGACUCUCCAAGGCCUCCCGGCCUCUGCCGGGGCAGCCUCUUCGGGGCUGGGCGUAGCGUCGGCUCAGCCAGACGUGGUGGCUGUGAGUACCUCCAUCACCAGCGUAGCCGUGGCGGGAAGCCCCAGCGAUUCCGGCUCGGCCGCCGCCUCGCGUUCCGGCACGCCGGCCACGCCGGCUCCUCUGGACACGGCAUCCCGCUAAGGCGGGCAGAAGGGGAAAGGGAACCGGGGAGCCGACCAACAACUGUCACUGCUGCUACCACUUCUCUCCAAAUGAAAACAAAAACAAAAAAACUGCAUUCAAUGCAAACCCUCAGCUACCUGACACGUAUUUGACCUCCAAAACGACCUCUAUCUCUCACACGAAAUCCUCACGAAUCCUCAAACCUGGGCUUUAAGUGGAGUUAAGGCAAAUACCAACCUUCUCCGUUCACUCGUCAGUUUUUGGUUUUUUUGCUUUUAAUUCUUCUUCUUACAGAUAUGAUUUGGGGAAAUUUAUUAUUAUGAUUAUUACUUUUUAUUUUUUAUUUUAUUUUUUGGAUGAGGAAUUUGUCUGCAAGCGUCAUGCAUCUUGACUUGGAAGGGGGCGGGCGGGAGAAGGGAACUGAAAAGGUGCUUCUGCCCGUCCUUCUGCUGGAGAUGUGUUCGAGGAAAUGAAGGAACUGGAAAAAAACAAAAACAAAACCCCCCCUUCCCUGAAAAGGAGAAGAGGGAGAAGGUGGGGAAAUGGAAAAAAGAGAAAAGAAAAGAGAAAGGAUUUCAGUUACAAAAAGCAAGAUUUUUUUUUCUUUUUUGUAAAAAAAAUAAAAAUAAAUAAACAAUAAAAAAUCAUCAAACUCUUUGGCUUUAAGUAAAACAGAAAAGAAAAGAUAAAAUCCAAAAAGAACCCAACAAAAACCAAGUGAAGGAAGCUUACCUGUAAACUACCUUGCUAGCUAGCCAAGAAGAUACCAGAUUCACCUCUGCUCCAAAGGAAAUCCAAAAACAGAAAAAAAAAAUCCAAACAUUUUUCCACUGCCAAAGUUUCUUUCUUUUUCUUUUUCGUUUUCGGUUGGUUGGUUUCUUCUUCUUUUCCCUCUUUCUCCUCGUUUUUUGGGGGGCUUCUUAUUUAUUUUUGCGGUUUUUUUGCGAACCGAGGAGUCAUGUGCAUCAUCGCAGGUCCGGAGAGCCAACUGCGCCGUUCUGACCGACAGCAAUUCCUGCUGGGUUUCAUUUCAACUCCUUGCGUUCUUGGAUGG
Messenger RNA from Podarcis raffonei (Aeolian wall lizard), 3420 nucleotides. RefSeq names its product CBFA2/RUNX1 partner transcriptional co-repressor 3 (gene CBFA2T3). Gene Ontology annotation, cellular component: nucleus. Bases 555 to 2384 code for a protein of 609 amino acids. The transcript is spliced from 12 exons. Gene Ontology annotation, biological process: negative regulation of DNA-templated transcription; DNA-templated transcription. The record is from RefSeq and is a predicted model, not a curated record. Gene Ontology annotation, molecular function: transcription corepressor activity. NCBI's taxonomy places the organism in Eukaryota, Metazoa, Chordata, Lepidosauria, Squamata, Lacertidae.